GAGAGAGAGAGAGCACGAGGGGAGGGGCCUAGGAAAGUAUGAACUUGUGCAUGACUUGGCUGCAGGAAGCAUUAAGAGGAGCGAAAACUACAGACCAGGGUCUGUCUCCUCACCGCUCCGUCCUUCUGUGUGGACUCACUGGUCGUAUGGCUCCUGCAGGAGGCUCUGGAUCUCCUUUUUGCUCCACUUCGGCUUUAGUCCCACUGCGCUGCUUCACUCCUCAUAGUUGUUGAUUAAAAAGUUUGGAGCCUGAACGCGUGCUGCUCCUCUCUCUCUGUGACUGAGUGACUGAGUGAGUGUGUUUGUGUAUUUUUCACCUCCUGUGCAUAAUUCGGGACGGAAGAGGCGACAGCAGCACCGCAGGAGGACACAGAUCCACUGGACCCAGAUCCAUCAGGAGUUGAGCCGAGAGGAAAAAUGAAAGGCGUCCUGGAUUUUUGUUUGCUUUUCCUCCUGCUGCACACUCCCGGCGCGUUGUCCUUAUCCACAAAUGUAGCCAUCAUCUACCCCCAAGACCCCGUCCUGCGCAUGGGGUCCAACCUGACAGCCAGCUGCUGGGUCCACCCUGACCUGGGUAUCCAUGCCAGCUCUCUGUUCUGGACCCUCAACGGUCAGCAGUUGCCAAGCUCUCUCUACAGAGUUUUGAGCCCGACCAACCUCAGCGUCACGCUAGCUGCACUCAAUGCCUCCAGGCAAAAGUCCGGGGAUAAUCUGGUUUGUCACAACCACAAGAGGCACAUCCUGGCGGGAUCCUGUCUGUAUGUCGGGAUGCCUCCACAGAAGCCAGUCAAUCUGACCUGCUGGUCCAGGAACACCAAGGACCUGACGUGCAGCUGGGCCCCGGGGGGAAAAGGAGAGACCAACAUUAGUACCCAGUACACGCUCAAGUACAAACUCAGGUGGUAUGGUAAGGAGAAGGAGUGUGAAGACUACACUCACACGCAGCCGUACUCCUGCAGCAUCACCCGAGACCUGCACCUCUUCACGCCCUACGAGAUCUGGGUGGAGGCCUCCAACCAGCUGGGCCGGGCCACCUCUGAUGUCAUCACUCUUGACAUCCUAGACGUGGUGACCACCGACCCUCCAGCAGGUGUCACCGUGAGCCGCGUCGGGCAGUUAGAAGACCAGCUGAGCGUUCGCUGGGACGCACCACCGGCUCUCAAGGACUUCCUGUUCCAGGCCAAGUACCAGAUCCGCUACAGACUGGAAGAGAGCCAAGACUGGAAGGUGAUGGAUGAUGUUGGGAACCAGACUUCUUGUAGGCUGGCAGGACUGAGACCUGGGACUGUCUACUUUGUGCAGGUUCGCUGUAACCCUGUGGGCAUCUACGGAUCUCGUAAAGCUGGAAUCUGGAGCGAGUGGAGUCACCCCACUGCUGCAUCCACACCGCAUAGUGAACGGUUCCUGUCUGGCUCCUGCGACUCCAAGUCCAGUGGCGAUUCCAACUCCACCCUGCGUCGGGAGCUGAAGCAGUUCUUUGGCUGGGUGAGGAAACACGCCUACGGCUGCAGUAGCAUGUCCAUGAAGCUGUACGAUCAGUGGAGAGUGCUGAUGCAGAAAUCCCACAAAGCUCGCAACCAGGUAGGUUCUCCAAGGGGAUAAAUCCUAGCACAUGCUGCCUUCACAGGCACAAAACAAGGCAAGAAAUGAACUGUGUGUGUGUGUGCGUGUGUGUGUGUGAGAGAGAGAUCAACUAGAGAUUGUAUUUCAUAUAUGGGAAAUAUAAAGACAAUUUGUUCUGGACGUUUUGUGUGGAAACCGGUGAUCGGGGUGAGAGAGAAAUUCCAAAAGAAAAAAAAAACUGUGGGAUUUUCUUCCUCAACUGCAUCAUUUUCCAGCUGGGAAAGAGGAAAAGAGAAAGUGGAAGGGUCUUGUCUGUCCCGGUGUCAUGUCAAGCUACUAAGAAAAAAAGUAUAGCGAAAAUAACUUGGAUAUCGACAACGACAUUCGACAUGCGUCUGUAACACAGAGGUGGUUGAACAACAGAUCCAAGUAAAACAGAAGAACCCCCCCCCCCCUCACCCUUCACCCCCCCCCAAAAAAAAUCUUCUGGGACCUUCUUGUGCUUUUUCAUGUGGAUUCAAUGCGCCAUCUAGUGGCUGAACAUCAAGAAACACAGACAUGAUGAACAAAUGAUCCUUCAGUAUUUUUGUUUUCCAAGUCAUGCUUUGUUAUAGUCUUUGUGGAUUAUGUGCCAAACUGGUUCACCCAGGAUUCUUCUCAGCAUGUGUGUGUGUGUGUGUGUCUGUGUGUGUGUGUGUGUGUGUGUGUGUGUAGCUGUUUGGGUGUGGAAACUCUUCACUGCCUGUUUGUUGUUUUUUUAUUAUUAUUAUUUUUGUACUGAGUUGAACCAGCAUAUUUAAAACUGUAUAAAGUUAUGUUUUAUUUCCUAAGUUAUGGUCUAAUUAUGUUAGUUAAAAGUUAAAAGAAAUAUCAAUGACUGAAGUUGUUAUCUGUGUCUACUGCCGAGCUAUAAAAAUAUGGUCUUAAAAUAAA
Messenger RNA from Cynoglossus semilaevis (tongue sole), 2496 nucleotides. RefSeq names its product cytokine receptor-like factor 1a (gene crlf1a). Gene Ontology annotation, molecular function: protein binding; cytokine receptor activity. Gene Ontology annotation, cellular component: external side of plasma membrane. Lineage: Eukaryota; Metazoa; Chordata; Actinopteri; Pleuronectiformes; Cynoglossidae. The record is from RefSeq and is a predicted model, not a curated record. Gene Ontology annotation, biological process: cytokine-mediated signaling pathway. The transcript is spliced from 9 exons. Bases 418 to 1602 code for a protein of 394 amino acids.